AUGGCGUGGAAUUUAAAAGGGCGUAGUGCGGUGGCUGCGCUUGAUCCACUCACGCGCCACCGCAUUCUGCAAUCGCAUGCUAUGACCUCUUGCGUUCAUAAACCACUGCUAGCAACAAUAGAGGCUCUUAUAACGCUGCGGUGUGUGGGUGGCCUGAGUGGACCCCUGCGGAGGCCUGAACCAUUUAUUUGCCACGUUACAAGACUGCUUCAGAUUACUCCAGACCCCUCCGUAGUGCUGGCAAUGUUGCAUCAAGAUGUCCACAAAUACUUGCGCGUGGCCGCGUUGUUUGUCAUUCGGCUUAUUGGAAAUGACGCCAUGAUGCGCGAGGCGAUGCGGGUAGGGUGGGAGGAUUACAGGAAGAUCCGCGUCUACGGAUAUAUGGAGGAUUGGGGAGGCACAACUUGCGCCAAAAACAGUGCCGCGCCGGAGGAAGAGGAGGAAGGAUUUGUGCGAUCACCGUCGUAUGGUAUUAUGUGUGUGGACGAAAUGACGGAUCGACUAUUCAACGUUGGGGCGGGUGUGAAAGACAAGGAUGGGGAAAGUGGCAGUGUCUGGCUGGGUCUCUGCCUAUCACCGUUGCUUCUGUAG
Trypanosoma rangeli is the source of this 591-nucleotide messenger RNA. RefSeq names its product pre-mRNA-splicing factor 38A. The coding region runs from base 1 to 591 and encodes 196 amino acids. The record is from RefSeq and is a predicted model, not a curated record. The transcript has a single exon. NCBI's taxonomy places the organism in Eukaryota, Euglenozoa, Kinetoplastea, Trypanosomatida, Trypanosomatidae.